AUGAACUCGGCAAAUGAGCUGCUCACUCUUGCUUUCCAUAAGAUCGUCUGGUUGAUCUUCUCGAUCGCUGUUGGAUCCUCGAGAGAAGAAGCGCUCACCAUCUCCCUAGUCUGCAAAGCAGCACGAAAGCUCGCUAUUCCCUUCGUUUUCUCGACCUUCAGAAGAUGGCCUCCGAGGAAGAUAGCCCGCUGGCCCGCAGCGUUGUUCGAUGUCGCGGUGUUCCCCAACGUUGCUCGCAGCGACGAGAAAAAAUCGCUUUUUGCACUGGUGCACAACAUAUGCCUAUGCGACGCUCAAACCGAUACUUCCUUAUUCAAACUCGUCCUCAAUUGGUGCCGCAACAUCAGCAAUCUCUGUGUCUCCGAAUACGCCCUCGACUCUUUGGUGCGCUGGAAGGGUCACGCUCUCCCUAAUCUGGACAUCAGCCUGCGACAACUCCCCUAUGUGCAGAGCAUAUAUAGCCCUUCAUCCAGGUAUCGCACGUAUCCGGUCGCGAAUGCGGUGACGCAUCUCCGCCUUCCCGGAAUACCUUUCAACGUCGGGUCCAGAGUCCCCCGCUUUCUUAGCUUCUUCGCCAAUGUCACGCAUGUCUCGUUCAUGGUCGAAGCGCACUCCGAUGAUAUCCUUGUUCGCGCAGUCGUCCCAGCCCGCGUGAACUCCAUUCAGUACUGGAUAUCGAAGGCCACCCUGCCCUCGCUGCAAAUGGUGGUCAUCAUCCUACCGUACUAUCGAGGCACACCUUUAUGGGACUGGUGCACUCACUAUCCACGGCCUGUGCUUGUCGAGGUGUAUCAGCACGCUAUUCGGACUGAUCCCCGAUUCUAUCUCGUUCCCGUCAAAUACGACUCGGAUUGGAAUAGGACUGCCAAUGACAUACACGACAGCUGGGAGGCAGAAUGUAUCCGUUCAUCAGUCGAAAAAUUAUCGAAUCCAACGCACGGACCCGCUUCCGGACGACGAUCAUUCCAUAACUUCGGCCCUUUCCUCCAGUCACAGGGCAAUGUCGAUACAAGUAGCGCAUCCAUGCCUACUUCGUUGACCGCUAUCACCCACGUCGUCUUUAUCUCCUCCAAUCGAGAACAGCGUGCCUUCUUGCGCUACGUGCGCGCAGGACCAGUGCCCUACGCUCUUCGUCACGCUGACAGACUGGUCGUCGUGGACGCUGGAUUUGACCAGUUGUGCAAAGAUUGGGAGGCGGAGGCCUGGGGCGCGGAGAGCGUAUGGGACGAGGCGGUCCCGAGAAUCAUUGUCCCGGAAGCGUCGUCGCUUGCGAAGACUCGUCCGAAACCGCUGGCCUCCUCUCAGUCUACACCUCGGACAUCCCGCAAACAUGAUCGUGUACCCAACGAACAGCGCCUCAAUCGCGGCGAGUUGAAGACGGCCAGGCACCUCAGGCGAUUGCCCAUCGAGCUCGUCUGGCAUAUCCUCGACCUCCUAGCGUGCAUAUCCAAACAGGACGCCCUCGCCGUCUCCCUUGUCUGCCACGAAGCCCGGCGAUAUGCCUUCCCCCGUGCUCUAUCCGUCCUCACCUGGCCUCAUGCCCGCUCUUCCAGCUCGUUCAGCUGGUCACCCGAGCGCGUACCCGCCUUUCUGUCCAACGCCCGCCACGUCUGCAUCCCGGACGCCUAUUCCUCCUCCUACGUGCACACCACCCUCUUCACCCUCUUCCCACACCUCUCCAGCAUCUACACCUGCGAGUACCUCUUCCGGAGUCCCAUGCUCUGGAACCACAUCGUGCCGCCCCCACACGCCGGCCGGCCCAGCCCGCUGCUCUCCGUCACGCUACAGGACCGGCCGAUAUCGUUCGGUGACGGAACUCACAGAUCCCCGCUCGCGCGCCACGUUGAGCGCCUUCGCCUUCCCGUGCUCUGGUUCACGCCCGUCGUGGCCACCGACAUGCCCGUGUUCCUCCGGUGCUUCCCCGCGCUCGGUUACCUCGCGCUCCCCGUCGUCCCUACGCUCGACGGCUCGGCCCGCGAUGCCAAUGUUGAGCAGCGCGUGCGUGCCGUCGUGCGCUGGGUCCGGCGCGCGGGCGUACCUUCAUUACGGAUGAUCGUGCUUGUUCUGCACCGAAAGGCGUGGAUCGCGUUGAAUAGCGGUAUGAAGCUUCACUCCAGGAAAAUGUUUGAGCGCCUUUGCGAGUUCGCGAUGGCGUUGGACGAGAGGGUUCAUCUCGUGGUUGUGGACACGGCGUGUGACGAGCUGCGGAAGGAGUGGGAAGCGGAGGCCUGGGGCGCGGAGAGCAUCUGGGACAAGGCGGCCCGUACACGGAGGGGCCUGAUGCGCCAAGCCGCAGAGAAUAACGUCAAACGUCUUCCCUAA
Molecule: messenger RNA, 2322 nt
Organism: Punctularia strigosozonata HHB-11173 SS5
Lineage: Eukaryota; Fungi; Basidiomycota; Agaricomycetes; Corticiales; Punctulariaceae
Exons: 4
Coding region: 1-2322 (773 amino acids)
Source: RefSeq, a predicted model, not a curated record